AUGGCCCGAACGAAGCAGACCGCCCGCAAGUCGACCGGCGGCAAGGCCCCGCGGAAGCAGCUGGCCACCAAGGCGGCCCGCAAGAGCGCGCCGGCCACGGGCGGCGUGAAGAAGCCGCACCGCUACCGGCCGGGCACCGUGGCGCUGCGCGAGAUCCGGCGCUACCAGAAGUCCACCGAGCUGCUGAUCCGCAAGCUGCCUUUCCAGCGUCUGGUGCGCGAGAUCGCGCAGGACUUCAAGACGGACCUGCGCUUCCAGAGCUCGGCCGUGAUGGCGCUGCAGGAGGCCAGCGAGGCCUACCUGGUGGGCUUGUUCGAGGACACCAACCUGUGCGCCAUCCACGCCAAGCGCGUCACCAUCAUGCCCAAGGACAUCCAGCUGGCUCGCCGCAUCCGCGGGGAGCGCGCCUAAGCAGGAAGCGCGCGCCUCGCCUCGCCCGGUCCAUCGCACACAAAGGCUCUUUUCAGAGCCAACCACGGCGGCACUUGAAGGGCUGUACCGCUUACGCCCAGCUUCUAAGGGUGCUCGCGGGGCCGGGCGGGGGUUCGGGCCUUUGGGUCCGGAAAACCUUGGCCCGGCUUCCUGCAGUGAUGUGUUUAGUUGCCUUCCGGUGUCACUUCCUAGCCACUGCCCACCCAGGCCGACUACUUGACCCCUGCUUGAUCUCGGCUCCGGGCCUCUGGCUCCCUGGGGUCCUACCCUUUCACAGCGGACGCGCUCUGGCUUGGCCUACUCGGCCUGUUCCCGCCGCCGGUCCUCCCCCACAGCAGCAGCAAGAUGUAUGGUGAACCUGGGUUUCAAUGACCAGCAUAACCCAGGCCACUUUCUGAGAGCCAGAUCUUGAGGCAGUGUGGCUCCCUGCUCUUGCUUUUACUGUAGUGCUUCUGGAAGAUAUCCUGAGAUGCAGCCAGAGCUCUCUGUAAUUGUGAGACUGUCCCGCAAGGCUCUAAGUCCAACUUUCUGGGUGGCACUGAAAUCAUCUCCUUCCCCUCUACCCUCUCUUUUCCCCACUCCCUCAUCUCUCCUACUAGCAUCUUGCCUCAAAGGCUGAGUCCAGCUUGAGGUUGAAUUACCAGGUGAGAGAAGUCAAGGACUAGCCUAACUGGCUAGGGGACUGGCAUGGGAUCUAGAAAGGCCACACUAUAAGACACACCUUACCUUUGUGGAUCUUUAUUUGCACCUAGAAAUGGCCAACAAUUCUUUUACUACAGUUGAUAAGUAAAAGGAGAAUUCACAGGCUGUGUGGUGUAGGGGCCCUCCCUGUAAUCCCAGCACUAGGGAAAUUGAGGCAGAAGGAUCACUUCGAGUUCAAGGCCAGCCUGAAUUGCAGAGAACUGCUUUUAUUUCUAGUAUCAGGGAUUUCAGAAUAGGCUGUUACAGGCUGAAUUAUGCCCACUUACCCCAUUCAUAUCUUGAAACCCUACUCUUAGUUACUCAGAAUUUGACUGUAUUUGGAGACAGGAUUAAGAGGUGAUUAAAUCAAAACGGAGCCAUUAGGGUGGGCCUAAUACAAAAUCAUGACACCCUUAUAAUAAGAGGUUAGCAUAGUGAGGAGCACAUGAACAAGCCAACAUUCUGAUGUUGGACUUCUAAGCUCCAGAAUUGUGAGAAAAUACAUUUCUCUUAUUAAAGCACCCCUAGUUUGUGGUAUUUUGUUGCCGUGGCCUGCUGUGGUUUGAGAUGUGUCCCCUGAAAGUUUCACUUGUGCUAAAAAUUGUGUCACCACAGAGAGCUCCAGAGAUCCCGCCAUGGAGAGACUCAGGCAGCUUAUUCACCCGCCCUCUUGGUAAGCACCUGCAGCUUGGGCCUGGAAAAGAACCGUUACCUGUGAGCCUACUGUUACUCGAGCUGAAAAUCAAGCACCCUUCUCCCACCUGCCCCUUUCCCCUUAGCUACUGGGGAUAGAUGUUUCAACAUUCUUGGGAGGAUGACCAUAUGCAGUAAAGCAAAUAUGGGGGAUUUCUUUCUAUCUUCUGUUUGAAGGCACAGGUUGUUUUCACUGUUUUGUUAUGUUUCUUUUGCUCUAUUCAGUAUUCUCAAUUGGUUUUACAAUGUUCUAUUUUUGGUUUGAUUUUACAAUACGUAAUUGACUGGACAGCUAUUGUUAAGUUAAAGAGAUAUACCAUAGUACUUAUUACUACUAUCCCAGUAUCCUACUGUGAAAUCCUGUACCAAUUUCACUGCAUUGUCUCGAUUGGCUUUGUUCUGUCUUGUGCUGUUGCAUUUUUACAACUUUCAAAAUUAAAAAAAAAAAAAUACAUGUUAAGACUCAUGCAUGUGUAGAAUCUAUAAACAGUUUAUGAGAACUGGCCUUAUGACAAUUGAUGAAAUGAACAGAUGCUUUGAAGAAAAGGAGACACUAAAAUAGCCAGUGCUGAUCCUGGAGUGUCAUAACGUGAAACCCAGCAAUAGUGUUAUUAUUUGUUCAGAGUGAUAUUAACCUGGGUUUAUUCAAAGUCAACAUAAUUGAAGAUAUGGGUAACUGUAUAUAUGUUUAAGUGUAUAGAAUUGAUAACCAUAUUUCUAAGUUUUUGUUGGAUAGUUGAACAGAACUGGUUGCAAUCUCACUGUUUGAAUCCCCACUUUAUAUGCUCCACUUUAGUAUCUUGAAUAACUAUUUGUAAGAAGACAAUCUGUAAUCAUCAACUAGUGAUUUCUUACCUUUUAUUUUUUCUUUGAAAUCAUGUAUUAUUUCUACCCGUUUUCUGUUUUUUUAGUCUUUCUUUAAAUUCAGUUUUAAAAAGAAGACACUACAGUACCCAGUGCUGAUCACGGAGUGUCAUGAUGUGAAAUCCAGCAAUACUAUUAUUCUUUGUUCAGAAUAAUUUUAACCUGCUUUAGUUGUUUAAACAUAAAUGAAGAUAUGGAUAACUGCAUGUAUGUUUAAAUGUAUAGGAUUGACAACCAUGUUACUAAGUUUUUGUUGGACAGUUGAUUAGAACUUUUUGAAGUCUCUCUGUUUGAAUUCCCACUUUACAUGUUCCAUUUUUGUACCUUGAACAACUAUUUGUAAAAUGACAUCAACUAGUGAUUUCUUACUGUUUCUUUUUCUCUGAACGUAUAUACUAUUUCUACCUACUUUCUGUUUUGUUUAAUCUUUCUUUAAAUAAAAUUUUUUUAAAAAAAUUAUAAAAAUAAAUGAAUAAAAAUUGUGUCACCACA
Cavia porcellus (domestic guinea pig) is the source of this 3162-nucleotide messenger RNA. RefSeq names its product histone H3. Gene Ontology annotation, cellular component: nucleosome. The coding region runs from base 1 to 411 and encodes 136 amino acids. Gene Ontology annotation, molecular function: DNA binding; protein heterodimerization activity; structural constituent of chromatin. NCBI's taxonomy places the organism in Eukaryota, Metazoa, Chordata, Mammalia, Rodentia, Caviidae. The record is from RefSeq and is a predicted model, not a curated record. The transcript has 2 exons.